UCCGUCGCUCCGCGCCGCCACCUGCCGUGUCCGAGAGUGGAAAUUUGCAUGGAUCCAGUCGUUAAUUUCGUAAAUUUCAGGAUUUUUCUGCGAUGCCAAUUUGGAUUUCAUGACAACGUCGUCCGGGAGGGCUCUGUUCCCGCCGCAAAAUGCUCGCCGAUCGGAUUUUGAAUUUUCCAAGUGACUUGAAAAUCGAGAGUUUUCGGGGCCUCGGGGCCAGAUAGUGGUUCACUCGGCGUUCAGCGCGUCGGUUCGAAUUUGCCGGUUUACAAUUUUUUUUUGUUAUGAGCCAGGAACCAUCCCCGAAUCAGACGCCCAUCAAAGCAAAAGUACACGAAAAUGAUCAGAUGGAUUUGGAUGACCUGCUCCCGGCGAUCGGUGAGUUUGGUCGAUACCAGAAACUGUUGCUGUGGUUCAUCUGCCUGCCGGCUUGCAUCCCCUGCGGCUUCGGUGCUUUCAACCAGCUCUUCAUGGCCGACGUCCCACCACACUGGUGUAAAGUCCCACAGCUCAUGGGCCCCGACCACAAUCUCACGGCUGAACAACGCAAAUACCUCGCCAUUCCAGCUAUCGAUGCAAAUGGCACGGCGGCCAGUUGUGCACGUUACGCGGUGAACUGGACGGACCUGUUACUGGAUCAAGAUGUUGAAGACCUGGCUCCCAACGCGAGCUGGCCGACGGAGCCGUGUCUUGAUGGAUGGGAGUACAACAAAACGGAAGUCAUUUCUUCCAUAGUAAUAAGCUUUGAUUUAGUAUGUGAUCAUGAUAUAUAUCCCACCUAUGGAUUGGUUGCGCUCAAUAUUGGAGGGCCAGUUGGAGUUUAUUUAUUUGGUGUAGUUAAUGAUAGAUUAGGUAGAAAAUUAUCUUUCUUCUUAUGCCUGGCAACACUACUAUUGGGAAGUGUUUUGACGGCGACGGCCGUCAAUUUUUGGCAGUGGGCGGCUUAUCGAGUUAUUGUUGGACUCACCAUACCUGCAGUCUAUCAGAUACCUUUCAUUAUUUCAUUAGAGUUGGUUGGUCCUAACUACCGUUCCUUUGUCACGGUUUUGACAUGCUCAUUUUACACUCUUGGACUGACGCUUUUGGCAGGUGUUGCAUACUUCAUUCGUGACUGGGUACAGCUUGCAUAUGCAACAUCUCUUCCAUUCUUCUUAUACUUUCUUUACUGGUGGGUGCUGCCAGAAUCACCAAGAUGGCUAUUGGCCAAAGGAAGACUUGAGGAGGCCUCAAAAAUAUUAGAGACACUAGCAAGGGUGAAUAAGAAAGAGAUGCCAGAAGCUUUUAAAUUAAAGUUAAAACAAAGGAUGAUGCUGGUGAGGACGCGGAGCGAAGAGCGAAGACUGCAGACAGGUCCUGGGCUAUCAUCAUUGUGUCGUACACCCAAUAUGCGGCUGAAAACGUUGCUCAUAACUCUCAAUUGGUUUGCAGCAGAAACUGUUUACGUGGGACUGAGUUAUUAUGGACCAGCUGUGGGGCAUAACCAAUACAUCAGCUUUCUGCUCUCCUGUUUUGUGGAGAUCCCCAGUUAUAUUGUCUGCUGGAUCAUAAUGGACAGAUGGGGUCGAAGGUGGCCACUUGCCAUGAGCAUGGUUCUCAGCGGUUUUAGCUGUAUAGGCACUGUUUUGCUGCCAGAAAGUGAUGCGGAGUCAAUAUUAAUUAUGUUCCUCUUCUCAAAAUUCACGAUUUCAGCAUCUUUUUUGAUCAUUUACCCAUUUGCCGGAGAGUUGUAUCCUACAUCAAUUCGUGGCCUAGGGAUUGGUGCUUCAGCAUACAUUGCUGGUCUUGGACUGAUUAUUAUACCAUUCAUCAACUACUUGGGUCAAGAGAACUUAAAAAUGCCUCUCAUCAUCAUGGGAGUGGUUUCGGUUUUGGGUGGACUCACAGCUUUGCGAUUGCCGGAAACUCUACAUCACCGUCUACCGCAGACGAUUGAGGAGGGCGAGGAGUUUGGAAAAGACUGGACAUGGGCCGAAUGCAUGACUUGUGUGCCCAAAAAGCCGGACUCACAUGCUGGAUCUUAUGAGGAUCUUCGAGAGAGGGACGUAGUCGAAAUGUUGCCAACUUUACCACACCAAGAAUCAGAUCCUCUGCGAGGAUCGCUCCGAGGUUCCGUGAGAGGUUCAGUGAGGGAUCCACUCAGAGAUCCACUAAGCCGCAGGGCCAGGCUCGUGAGACAAGCGAGUACAAUGGAAACUCCACUCGACUCCACAGGAGGAAUUAAAAUGACGCACUGGUUCUGAGCAGCUCUUGACAGUGAAGCCUAUAAGCAAUUCGAUCUAAUUAGAAGAAAAGCAGCAAAAAUUUCUGCACAAGCUACUUUCUUUUUUCUAGUUGUUAUUUUUUAUAUUUUAACUUUACAGAUUCAUGAGAACUGUAAUUACCACAAAUACAAUCAUAGAUACUUUUAAUAAAUUGUUUUGUCAAUUGUGAAA
This is a messenger RNA of Bemisia tabaci, 2432 nucleotides long. It is a transcript of the gene CarT, whose product is annotated as Carcinine transporter. Lineage: Eukaryota; Metazoa; Arthropoda; Insecta; Hemiptera; Aleyrodidae. Gene Ontology annotation, cellular component: membrane. The record is from RefSeq and is a predicted model, not a curated record. Gene Ontology annotation, biological process: transmembrane transport. Gene Ontology annotation, molecular function: transmembrane transporter activity.